Aspergillus caelatus is the source of this 1017-nucleotide messenger RNA. RefSeq names its product zinc-dependent alcohol dehydrogenase family protein. Gene Ontology annotation, molecular function: oxidoreductase activity. Bases 1 to 1017 code for a protein of 338 amino acids. Lineage: Eukaryota; Fungi; Ascomycota; Eurotiomycetes; Eurotiales; Aspergillaceae. The transcript has a single exon. The record is from RefSeq and is a predicted model, not a curated record.
AUGAAAGCAGUACGCCUUGUCAAGGCCGGAACCAAGGCCAAUCCCGAGGUCCGCGACGAACCACUACCAUUCCCAGGCAAACACGAAGUCCUGAUUCAGGUACACGCCGUUUCCCUAAACUAUCGCGACACAGCCGUAUUGAGGGGUGAGUACCCCGCGGAAACCAAACGUGACGUGAUCCCUAUCUCCGACGGCGCCGGCAAGGUCAUAGCCGUUGGACCGGGAGUCACACGAGUAAAGCCCGGGAAUCGAAUCGCAGUCAGCUGCUGCACAAACUGGAUCGGUGGCCCAUUUAUUCCGGAGUACUAUACCGCCAGCAUCGGGUUCGCUGUAGACGGGAUGCUGGCUGAGUAUGUGGUAUUCGAUGAACAGGCGCUUGUUCAUAUCCCCGACUACAUGUCCUAUGCCGAGGCUGCUUCCCUCCCUUGUGCGGCGGUUACGGCGUGGACAGCUCUGAAUAAAAUCGAGCCGCUGCAGCCGGGCCAGACCGUGCUGAUCCAGGGUACUGGGGGAGUCUCGCUCUUUGCGUUACAGUUUGCGAAGAUCUUUGGGGCGCGUGUACUCGCAAUUACCUCAUCCGACGAGAAGGCUGCGCAGCUGAAGGACUUGGGUGCCGAUGCAGUUGUGAACUAUAGGACCUGUCCGGACUGGGAUCGCGAGAUACUUGCCCUGACCAACAGAAAGGGGGUUGAUCGGGUGAUGGAAAUCGCUGGCGAGAAGACUAUUGUCAAGUCCGCGGCGUCGGCUAGGAUUGGGGGUAUUAUCUCGGUCAUUGGGUUUGCGAGCGGUUUUGGCGGCGGGCUACCGCCCCUCGAAAUCCUCUCUCGCAGCCUAACGGUGACGGGAUCAGCGAUUGGUCCCAGGCUGGAUUUCGAGGCAAUGCUUGCGGCGAUGGCGAGGCAUGAGGUUCGGCCUAUUAUUGAUCGGGUGUAUCCUUUCUCGGAAUACGGUGAGGCUUAUCAGAGGCUGGAAUCUGGACAACAGGUUGGCAAGGUUGUCAUCCAAGUCACGGAUUAA